CAGAGACAUACAAAAAUUUUAUUGCAAAAAAAAAAAAUAAAUACAAUCAAAGAGAAACGAUUCUGUAUUCUAAUCCGGAAAAACCUUGAUUGAAAAUAAAAUAAAAUCGUACCUAAUAACAACAACAACUAUAAGCCAGCACUCAAUGUGAAUUUACAUAUAUAGUGAAACAAUGAUGAUAAAUACUAGAAAUUAAAAGCUAGUGACAAAAAAUUAAUUUUUUUAUAAAGGAAGAAUAAAAAAAAACCAAAAAAAUUUAGUGAUACCAUCGAUAGUUUAAGCUUUGAAGAGAGAAAAUUAAGUGAAUUGUGAAAGUUAUCUCGGCAUUUAAGUCAGAAAAAGAAAGAAAAAUUCAAGCAAAAUAAAAAGAAAGAAAUAGUUUCAAAGUGAAAUCUACAAAAGAAAAGUGUACACAGAAAUAAAGAUAUAAGGAAAUUGAUUUUACAUGUGUGACGAUAAACGAUUGAGGAAGAAUUUUGUAGUUGAAAUAACUUAUUUUCAUUAAUGAUUGAAGAAACUCAGUCGUGAAAAUAAAUUGACAAGUGGGAAAAAUUCAAACGCGAAUUUUUCCACGUCCAAAAAAAACUUUUAGUUUUUUUCAAAUUUUCUUAUUACCAUUUCACCCGUAAAUUAGCCAAAGUGGAUACUCUGGCACUCUCGGGGUUAUCGCAUGUUAGGAUGGCUCUGGCAAGAUUGCCGGUAGUGAACGACUGUCCGGCAGGCCAAACUGCUAGAGUUACAUCCAAUCUGCACUCGUCUAGCAGCAGUACAAUGGCAGUAAGUCGAGUGCCAUCACCACCUCUGGCAGAGGUUAAUACGCCAGUUGCUGAAAAUUGGUGUUAUACUCAGAAUUGCCUUACAUCAGCUGAAAAGAGAGCAAAUGAGGAAGAGAAGUUUCACUUUAUGCACUUCGUUCAAUAUUUUGUCACAACUGAAUGA
This is a messenger RNA of Chironomus riparius, 939 nucleotides long. NCBI's taxonomy places the organism in Eukaryota, Metazoa, Arthropoda, Insecta, Diptera, Chironomidae. The record is from the annotation of a GenBank genome assembly.